UCCUCCUCCCCAGCUCCUCCCCUCCCCGCCCCCUCGGGCCCUCCUGCGCUAACCCUGCGCCUGCUCCCAGUCAUGGUGGCCUGGCGUACCGCUUUCCUCGUUUGCCUCGUUUUCUCCUUGGCCACCCUGGUCCAGAGAGGAUAUGGAGACUUGGAUGAUUUUAAUCUGGAGGAUGCACUGAAAGAAACUUCCUCAGUAAAACAGAGAUGGGACCACUUCAGCACCACAACUAGAAGGCCUGGAACGACCAGAGCCCCAGCAAAUCCAGCAGGAAGUAAUUUUGACUUGACUGAUGCAUUAGCUGAUGGAGAUGACGGGCGUCGAAAACCAGGAACAGGAGGAAGAGAGAGAUGGGACCAUGUCAUCACUACCACAACUAGAAGGCCAGGAACAACUAGAGCACCAUCAAAUCCCAUGGAACCAGAUGGUUUUAACUUGGCUGAUGCCUUGGAUGAUCAAAAUGAUCUUGAUGACCGCAAAAAACCAAGUGUAGGAGAAGGAGGAGGUUUUUCAGACAAGGAUCUUGAGGACAUAGUGGGAGGUGGAGGAUACAAACCUGAUAAGAAUAAAGGUGGUGGCGGUUAUGGCAGCACUGAGGACCCCGGAUCUGGCAUGUCGACAGAAACUGGCACCAUUGCAGGUGUGGCUAGUGCCCUGGCCAUGGCCCUGAUUGGAGCUGUAUCCAGCUAUAUCUCCUACCAGCAGAAGAAGUUUUGCUUUAGCAUUCAGCAGGGCCUCAAUGCAGACUACGUGAAGGGGGAGAACCUGGAAGCCGUUGUGUGUGAGGAACCCCAAGUGACAUACUCAACACAAGAAGCACAGUCUGCAGAGCCUCCACCAGCUGAGGCACCCCGGAUCUAAGGCCCUGUUCAGUGGCAGGUGCAGGAAGGGUGUCACUGCUUGUGACCCAGCUCCAGAUUUCAUUUGCUGACCUUUUCCUCAAGUUUCUUCCCAUGCCACUGGCUUCUGUACAAACAAAUCUUAGGUGUUGGUGAGUGUCGUUUUGUGCCCUGUCCUGCAGAGUAUGGUGACUCCUUUGCCAUUGGUCCUCCGAAGAGACUUGGUGCUGAGACUUGAGACCUGCCCUGAGCAGAUCACCAGCAUUAGAAGUUGCUGGGUCAAAGAGACAGCCUGCUCCAGCCUUAGCAUGGGAAAAAGGAGGGAGACCCAGGUGAGGGUGUCCAAGAGGAUGGUGGAGACAGCGCUGAAGGAGAGCGUUUCUGCGUAAGCAAUCCCUAGGUCCUAUGAGACUCUUUAUCUAGAAUGCUAGAGGCCUUGCUGGGACACUGGCCACUAAGAGCUGUGAGUAGGCUGCUCGGCUAGCGUCUGGUACAAGUGGAGCCUCUGCAAGAAGCAGAUUGGCCAGCACCAAGUGCACCACACACACACACACACACACACACACACACACACACACACAACUAGGUUUUUAAAAUCAUUUUGUUCUCUCCACAACUUCAGGUUUUUCAGCUUCCAGAGAACUUGUCCAGGUGGGGCACGAGCUCUUUAGUUAUUUUAGUGCAAGCAUGCAUCUCACAGUCGCCUUACCCUGAGUUUAGGAAUUUGGAAAACGUGGGAGCUGUGACCUGCAGGCUUGAUUCCCAUCUGAUUCCAUAAGGGUCUCUGGCUGGCCUGGUAACUUCUGCAUUGGAAAUGCAUUUUCUACCAGGUUGGGGUAGGUGCUCACCCCAGCCUUGUACAUGAUCCUAUUUGGGUAGCAAGAGCUACAGAGCCUGAGAAUGAACAUGGAAACCAGAAGCAUGGUUGGUGCUUUAUUAGGAGCGAAUGGGAAGGGGGGAGGUGGGAGAAGGGAAUCUGGUUUAGCCGAGUGGAAUGUCACUGCUGCCUUUGUAGUCGUGUAGCUUGUCCUCUCUGUCUGCUAUAGCGAAGAGGGCUCUGGCCAUGCUCACAGUGAUAAAUACAGGAACCAAGAACUAGGGCUUCACCUGGCCCAGAGAUGCCUGCUACCACCUAGUUUGGGUCAGAGCUGGCUACUUCCUGGAUUGUUCCUUUGACUUUUGGCCCUUGGCUUCUGUGAGCUCUGCAGUGAACCCUGCAAUUGAAAGCUAAGCUAAUGUAAUGUGAACUAAUAGUUUGCCCUGUCAAAAAGCACUUCAGAAAACAGCGUGUGUCACUGGGAAAGCAAGAUCCUACUUACAAAACUCACAGUUCCUCUGGACGACAUGAUGGCCCCAUAUAUUCCACAAACUGUGAAUUGGCUCCUUCACAUCCACUGAGCUGGGAUAAGGCAACGCCGACCUUAAGAAACCACUGAAACCUUGUCCUGUCUAAUGCAUGCCUUGAGUGUGUUUGUUCUUUAAAGACUAUUCAUGGUGGAGGGCUGAUGGUGUCAUGUCUCCAAGCAGCCUGAACACUCGUUCUCUGUGUGUACCUGUGGGCUAUGAGAUGCCCCUUUUGACUGCCCUUUGGUCCCAGGCAGACUAGGUCUGUGGAUCUGAUAGGGAGGCUGGAACACUGGGGAAAUGGCACCAAGAUGGAAGAAAAACAUGGCCUCAGGAAUCCCCCUUUGUUCUUCAGCAAGUUAAUUAGCAAGGGAAACAUUGCUUGCAAGAUGUGUUGGUUUCCAGAACCUCCUAACUUGCUGGUCAGAUUACUGUCAACUUCCUCAGAAUUGUGCCUCAUUGACACCAAGGACAUCAAGAGACAGGGGUGCCACCUUCUGGCCAAUGCUGAGCUAGAGGUGGCUUAAGGAAGACUUUAGUAUCUGGCCUGUUGACGUGUAGCUAGGCUAAUCUCAGGGGGGCUGUCAACUUUACCUUUACGCUGAGGCCUGUCUGAUGGCAAAAGCCCAUGAACCCCACAGCCAUGAUGUAAAAUAAAUGCCCUCUUGUGAAAUUGUUUUCUCAAUAGCACUGGUUCCAGUGAAAAAGAGCUCUACUUUGCUCUCCCUUAGCUACCUCGGUGCCUUCUGCAUAAAGCCCUUCUGCAUAAAACCCAUCACUCAGCCCGCAGGCGCUAGCUAAGUGGCUGGACAGGCCUGGGCGGGCCAUCGGCCUCCUGUUCAUACAGUCUCAUCCCAGGGGCCGCGCUCCUCCUUCCCACUGGCAUUUUAUACUUGCUGGGGCAUUGUGGCUUGCAGAAGUCAUGGGACUGGUCUUCUAUGUCCCCGCUGAAGGCUGAGCUGGCCAACUUGGGCUAGUCCCAGGUAAUAGGCAGGAGAAAGCGAAUGAAGUGGAAGAGCCAAUUGCCAAGAUGAGAUCUCUAAAGGUGUGACUUGACAGGAAGAACUUCAAAAAAGCUCAACAUUCUCAAGUGGCUUGAUGCAGGGGACUGCCCACCCUGCUGUGGGACAGGCCCGCUGUCUCAGCCAUUUGGGUUGUAGUUAGUACCAGUUCUCCGAGGAAAACGUGCUAGAGACUGCCAGAAUCCCUGUACAUUGUUUUAUGUGCUUGUGUCCAAGUGUGAAUUGUAAAUGGUCUAGUGUUUGCAUUAAACAAAAUGGAAUCCAA
Messenger RNA from Arvicola amphibius (Eurasian water vole), 3470 nucleotides. It is a transcript of the gene Cd99l2, whose product is annotated as CD99 molecule like 2. The record is from RefSeq and is a predicted model, not a curated record. Bases 73 to 861 code for a protein of 262 amino acids. NCBI's taxonomy places the organism in Eukaryota, Metazoa, Chordata, Mammalia, Rodentia, Cricetidae. The transcript is spliced from 11 exons.